Molecule: messenger RNA, 2409 nt
Organism: Phymastichus coffea
Lineage: Eukaryota; Metazoa; Arthropoda; Insecta; Hymenoptera; Eulophidae
Exons: 2
Coding region: 1-2409 (802 amino acids)
Molecular function (GO): zinc ion binding; nucleic acid binding
Source: RefSeq, a predicted model, not a curated record
AUGUCGCGCAAUUCCAUAGCGAGCAAUGAAAGCUCAACAUUUUUGAGUAGAAUGUCUUCUGCAAAAUCGUUGCCCGUUUUCAAGGGUGAUCCACUCGAAUGGUUGCGAUUCAAAAAUGCUUUUGAGACUUCAACUGCGACGGGAAAUUAUAACGAAGAAGACAAUGUUCUUCGUAUCGCGGAUGCCUUAAAAGAUAAAGCUUUUGAAGCAGUAAAAUCUUUGUUUAUGUCCUGCAAAGAUACGAAAUUGAUAAUGCAAACAUUAGAAAUGCGAUUCGGGAAUUCGAAGUUGAUUCUUGAUAAAUUGUGUGAUGACAUUCGAAAAUUACCAAACUUGAACGUAGAUGAGUCGCGAAUGAUUGAGUUUGCGACCAUUUUGAGAAACACCAUUUCGGCAAUAAAAGGGUUGAAUGGUUGGCAAGGUUACUUGCAAAAUCCUGAAAUUAUUGACAACAUAAUUAGAAAAUUGCCCGAUUCAAUUGUAACAAUUUACGCGCAUCUUGAUUCAACAAACUGUGAAAACAAAACUGAUUUGGAAAAAUUGUCUGAUUUUAUUUUCGAAGAGACAAAUAAGAGAAUCAAAAAGAAUUUAAUUAUUUUGAAAACGGCAUCUGCUCAAAACAAACGCCCGCAUAACAACGAUCGGGACAAUUCGAGAAAUAUUUUGUUGAUCGAUACUAAUAAUAAAACUGAUGAAAACGAUGAUGAUCAACAACCGCAAGCAAAGAAACGAAAAACUGAGAAAUCAUGUCUUCUUUGUAAUCGUAGAAAUCAUUUGAUUAAGGAUUGUCGCGAUUUUGCGAAAGAAAAAUUGAAUGUGCGUUGGAAAUUUGCUAGGAGCGAACGUUUGUGUUUCGUAUGUCUUGAAAAGGGUCAUUCGCGUGAAAAUUGUCAAUCCAAAAUCACUUGUGCUCGUUGUAAACGAAAUCAUCACACCUUAUUACAUUUCACUCCAAAAGAUGAACUUUCAAAGUCCGUUGAAGCUCAAAAGACUGCUCAAAUUGAUAAUGCUUCUGUAAUAAAACGUUUAUCAGCUCCUAAAUUCAAAACGAAUAUUUAUAUCAAAGGUAUAGCAGGUGAAAAAGCAGUUUUAAAGUCAAAUUAUAAAACAAAUUUGCAUGUCAAAAUUGAAUCAGAUCUUUUCGCAGUAAAUAAUUUAUUAGUUGUCAAUGAAAUUCCACUGUCGAGACAAGUUAUUGUUAAAGAAUUAGCUGAUUUUUGCAAACAGCGAACUGACGUUUACGUGGAGCCAUUCAAUGAAACUCCUCUCAUGUUAAUCGGUCAAGACAAUUGUCGUCUUAUUCUUACACGAGAAGUUCGCACGAUUAUGAAAGACGAUUUAGUUGUUUCGCGCUGUUUAUUAGGCUGGUCCAUCCACGGUCAUUUUAACUCUUCUAUCAAAACAUUAUCAAUAAAUUUGUGUAACACAGGGGUUGUGAAAAGACCGUCGAAACCACAUAAUGACAAAGAGCUUAAUGAAUUAGUAUUUAAUUAUUUCAAUCUCGAUGCUAUCGGAAUUAUUCAGUUUAAAUGUGUUGAUCCGGGUAUUGCUCGUGCAAUUAAAAUUCUAGAUUCAACUAGCAAUUACGUGAACGAUUCAUGGGAAGUAGGUUUACUUUGGAAAUCCGAAAAACGUAAUUUCCCAGACGGAAAAGCUCAAGCAUUGUCUCGAUUAUUAUCUCUUGAAAGAAAGUUAGAUCGCGAUAAAGAAUAUGCUGGUUUAUAUUAUAAAGAAAUGGAAAGAUUGUUUGAGUGUGGGUUUGCUGAAAAGGUCAUUGAAGAAUCGAGUGACAAUCGAAUUUAUUAUUUGCCUCAUUUCGGAGUUCGCAAUGUAAAUAAGCCCGGUAGAGUUCGUUUAGUUUUCGAUGCGGCUUCGAAAUCCGAAUCUGUCAGUUUCAAUGACCUUUUAUUACCUGGCCCGGACUAUUUAAAAUCUUUACCAGGAAUUUUAAUGCGGUUUCGUCAAUACAAAAUUGCAGUCAAAUCGGACAUAAAAGACAUGUUUAUGAAAAUCAAAAUUAUUGAUUCGGAUCGCGACGCGCAGAGAUUUUUAUGGAGAGGUUCGGAUCGUACAAAUGAGCCGACAAUUUGUAGAAUGCGAGUAUUAUUAUUCGGAGCCAAAUCGUCACCUAGCACAGCUUUGUAUAUUAAAAAUAAGAAUGCGAUGAUUUUUCAAUCUCAAUUUCCUAUAGCUUCACAAAAAUUAAUUGAAAAUUGUUACAUGGACGAUUAUUUAGAUAGCUUUGAGUCUAGUCAAGAAGCGAAUGACAUAGUAAAACAAGUGAUCAAAAUCAAUGAAAAGUCAGACUUUAAAAUGCACAGUUGGUCAAGUAAUUGUCGUUUGGCUCUUGUUGAUAUUCAUUCGUCAGCUCAAUCAAAAGAGAUUAUAAAUAGUUUUAAACCUGGAUGA